Strongylus vulgaris is the source of this 630-nucleotide messenger RNA. The record is from the annotation of a GenBank genome assembly. NCBI's taxonomy places the organism in Eukaryota, Metazoa, Nematoda, Chromadorea, Rhabditida, Strongylidae.
AUGCGAACUCUUGAGCUGGCGGAUGUGUCAAAUUUUCGAUGUCUCAUGCAGGUUGCGAUUCUUUCUACCUUAGUCAGCACUUACUCAAAGGGGUUCUCUCUCAUAAUAGAACCGAGCGAAGCAAGUCAACCAGGGCAAUUAACACUGUCAUGCAUGGAUGCCUCAAUUGCCAUUCGACCAGUGAUGGAGCGGUUUCAGACGGUAGUGAUUACAUCCGGGACAUUGUCACCUCUGGAGAUGUACCCGAAAAUCUUAGACUUCGAACCAGCUGUCAUGGCUAGUCUUACAAUGACUUUAGCUCGACCUUGUUUGAGUCCAUUAGUGGUGGCAAGAGGGAAUGAUCAGGUUGCUAUGACUUCCCGGUUCGAGCAAAGAAGCGAUGUGGCGGUUAUUAGAAAUUACGGCAAUUUAGUUCUUGAAAUGGCUGCUGUAGUACCGGAUGGUAUGGUUGUAUUUUUCACCAGCUAUGUGUACAUGGAGUCUGUAAUAGCUGUGUGGUAUGAGCAAGUAGGUUUUCAUUGUGAGAUGUUCCCUUUGAAUUUAAAUGUCGUUACGGGAUGUAUGGAGAAGAGCUCAAUGACUUUGCUCAUCCAUGAACAUUGGCUUUUGAAACAAGGGAAUUUAGCAUAA